AUGGCACAACACCUCGGUCACGAAGAGUUCUUCUCUUCCCUCUCCGACCUCCUCUCCAAAACAUCCCAAAAAGCCCGCGGCUCAGUCUUCCUCACCCAAAAGCCCCUCCUCCCAAACAACACCAACACCAACACAUCAGAGAAGGCUUCUUCUUCAUCAUCUCUUCCUCCCAUCCUCAUCAGAGCGACAGACGGAAACACAAACGCACCGAAUCCCAAGACAGCCAAAGACCAGAACCAGAAGGCCGCAAAGACAUCCAAGAUCAAGCUUUCGACUGUAGUCGCGCAGGAGGAUCUCGAGACGUUCUUUGCGCGGUAUGCUGAGGUUUGCAAGGCGGGUAUGACGGGGCUGAAGAAGCGGGAUCGGAAGAAGGGAAAGGCGAAAGCGAAAAGUGGUGCUUCGAAGGUUACCAAGGCUUGA
Molecule: messenger RNA, 420 nt
Organism: Aspergillus fischeri NRRL 181
Lineage: Eukaryota; Fungi; Ascomycota; Eurotiomycetes; Eurotiales; Aspergillaceae
Product: signal recognition particle 14 kDa protein
Exons: 2
Coding region: 1-420 (139 amino acids)
Biological process (GO): SRP-dependent cotranslational protein targeting to membrane
Cellular component (GO): signal recognition particle, endoplasmic reticulum targeting
Molecular function (GO): 7S RNA binding; endoplasmic reticulum signal sequence receptor activity
Source: RefSeq, a predicted model, not a curated record